Thelazia callipaeda (thelaziosis nematode) is the source of this 1065-nucleotide messenger RNA. NCBI's taxonomy places the organism in Eukaryota, Metazoa, Nematoda, Chromadorea, Rhabditida, Thelaziidae. The record is from the annotation of a GenBank genome assembly.
AUGAGUACUGUUGUUACAGCCAAAUCGCAUUCUUUCCAUCUUCCACAACGACACAUAUUGUCAGUGUUCGACCUAGCUAAGUGGUGCAAUUCAAAGGCCUAUACCGAAUAUUUGGCAAUGAUAAAUGAUCUGAAUGAUUCAGUUAAAGGUGUUGUAUCGACAGCUGAUAUUCCAAUAAGUCCGAAAAUGAUGGAUACAAUAGACAUUCUAGAUGAAAUUCAGAAAUGGGUACUGGUAUAUCCACCGGAUGACAUGGGAACACAGCGUUUUGGUAAUGUUGCUUUUCGUAAAUGGCAUCAGCGAUUAACAGAAGAAGCCGAUGACAUUAUUUACGGCCUCUUGCCUGCAGACAAAAAGGAUGCUUGUGUAGAAUUACUUCCUUACUUCUUAAAUUCAUUUGGGAAUCCAACGCGUAUUGAUUAUGGAUCAGGACAUGAAAUGUGUUUUCUCAUUUUUAUACUUUGCCUUCGCAAGCUAGAUCUCUUUGUAGAAGCAGACAGUUCUGCCCUUGUUCUUCGAUUAUUUUUGAAAUAUUUACGUCUAGUACGAUGCUUGCAAACUACAUAUCGAAUGGAACCAGCUGGCAGUCGAGGAGUUCAUGCACUGGAUGACUUUCAGUUCAUGCCUUUUUUAUGGGGCAGCUCGCAACUUAUUGGGAACAAACGAUUGACACCAGAAUCGUAUCUGAAACCUGAUAUUGUCAGAUUGCAUGCUCCGAAAAAUUUAUUUUUCGAUGCUGUUCAAUUCAUUAAUGACACAAAAACUGGGCCUUUCCAUGAACAUUCAAAUCAAUUGUGGAAUAUCAGUGCCGUGCACACAUGGGAAAAAGUCAAUUCCGGCAUGUUCAAAAUGUAUGAAGCAGAGGUCUUGAAGAAGUUUCCCGCAGUACAGCAUCUUGUUUUUGGCUCUUUAUUUUCUAUAGAACAAAUUAAAGGAUUGGAAGAUCCUAAUUUAGUGGAAUUAAAUAGCGUUGAAAAGUCAAAUUCUCUGCAUGAUGGUGAUAAUCCUGUGACUGAUCAGUCUUCAAUUAACACUUCGUCGAAAGAAAUCAAAUCUGAUCAGUAA